GCGACUCCCACACGAAAGGACGCGCAUCGCGAACUUCACAAAAAGUUCAGAGGGGCGUCUGAGGCCCUAUCGCCCGCCCGCCCCGGGGUGAGGGAUGCGUCAGGGCUCUUUUUUUGUUCUUGUCUUUUUAUAUGAUCUGCUGCUUUUGCUACUUACUUGCUACUUACUUGCUACUUACUACUUGCUACUUGCUACUUGCUACUUAUUCAUGGCUUGCGUCUAGGCCGUUGGAUGUUCAUUUUAUGCUGCGAUAUCUGACUCGUACUAUAUAGUAUUUCGCGUCGACGACCUCGGUAUUACCUGCUGCAGCAUGUCGAAAUCUUCUGCUGCUGCUGCUGCUGCUGCUUCUCCUGCUUUGCCGCCGGUACCACUGCAGACUGCGCCGGCUAGUCCUCCUCCGACGUCGCCUGCGCCGGCUGCGAUUGAGAGCGGGAGCACGACGGAGCCAAACACGCCGCAGUCCGAGGGCGACGGCGACGGCGAUGGCGAGGCCGAUGAACAACAACAACAACAACUCUCCUCGUACACGUUCGCCCGGCUGAUCCCGCUCAACGCGGCGGCGCGCGGUGCCCUCCAGGCCACCCUUGAACUCCCGGAAUCCGAAGUCGCCUCCUACCACCAGCAGUUCAUCGGCACGACGACCUUCGACGGCGCCGUCACGCCCUGCUACGAGCUCUCCCUCAGCCAGCUCCCGCGCUUCCCACACGUCGGCUGGGUGAUUGGCAAGGGCCGGCGCAACCUGCCCAACCUCGGCGUCGACCUGCUCCUGACGCCCAGUCGCACCGACAACGUCGCCGGCGUGCACGCCCGCCUCAACUGGGUCAAGGGCGCCGGCGGCUUCUUCCUCAUCGCAGACAACAAGCGCGGCAAGAAGGUGAUGCUGAACGGCGAAAUGUUCAGCGCCGACCGCCGCACCAUCCCCUUCCAAAACGCCCUCAUGAUCGGCGAAUGCGUCUUCACCCUCGAGCACGUCCAGCGCCCACCCGACGAAGAAGAACAAUUCCAAGUCGAACUCCAAGCCUUCCUCGCCCGCUUCCACGCCGCCGACGAUCACCCCAUCGUCACCCCAACCCCGAGCGAAAACGACGCCACCUUCGGCGACUGGCGCGUCUCCUACACCAUCUCCCGCGGCACCUUCGGCAUCGUCUACAUGGUCACCCACGCCCGCACCGGCCACCCGGCCGCCGCAAAACAGAUCCUCAAAUCCGCACGCAACCGCCCCGCCGUCGACCGCGAAAUCGCAAUGGCCACCCGCAUCUCCGCCCUCGCUCACCCACACCUCGCCUCCCCCUUUGAAAUCCGCCACCACAAGUCCCGCUCCCGCGCCGAAAUCGCCCGCAUCCGCGCCCUCCUCGACGCCUCCUGGUGCCCCGAUGCCCACGGCUCCAUCACAGACGACUACAUCAUCCUCUCCCCCUUACUCACCGCCACCUUCCGCUCCCUCUACGCCUCCGCCGCCGUGCCCGCCCGCACCCGCACCGUCUUCCUCGCCCAGCUCCUCGACGCCGUCGCCUUCCUCCACGACAACGGCAUCGCCCACCGCGACGUCAAGCCCGAUAAUGUGCUCGUGCGCAGCUAUGAUCCGCCUGCCGCCAUGCUCGCGGAUUUCGGCUGCGCCGUGGCCGCGGAGAAGCGGAUUCUGUAUGAUUGGCCGGGCACCGUGCCGUAUCUUGCGCCUGAGGAGGUCGAGGGCGGGUUCCAUGGUGCCGAGGUGGAUUAUUGGGCUUGUGGGCUGGUGGGCGUGGAGGUGUUGGGGGGGCCGAGGGUUGUGCGGAGGGUGUGGCCUGGGGAGGGGCUGAGGGUGUUUUGGGAGUGGAGGAGGGAGGGGGGUGAUGGUGGUGGGGUUGGGAGUGGUGGGAUUGGGCUUGAUGGGCGUGGUGGGAGUGGUGUUGGUGGUGAUGACGAUGACGAUGAUGUUGCGGCGGCGUGUUGCAGGGCGAUGCUGCGUGUGGAUCCCCGGGCGCGCAUGACGGCGCGGGAGGCCCGGGAUCGCAUUCUGGGUGCGUUGGGGGAUGUUGGGGAGGAGGCGGCGGUGGUGGGUGCGGAGGGUGCCGUGAGUGCGGAGGGUGCAGAGGAGGAAGAGGAGGUGACACGGUCGCCUGCAGUAGAGAAGCAAGAUGGAGGACAAGGAGACACGCAGCCGGAGUCUGCACUCCCACUCCCACUCCCUCCGCACCCACAGCCACAGCCGCAGCCCCUACCGCAACCGCCGAAGAAGAAGCGCAGGAGUCAGCGUGGUGUUUCGGAGGAUUAGGAUAGGAUGGGUUGGGUUGGGUUGGGUUGGGUUGGGUUGGGUUGGAUUGCGUGGUUUGAUUUGUAGUGUGGCCUUUUGAGGGGACGUCUAGACUUCUGGACUGGGCGGAUUGGACUGCGCUGGGCGGGCUCGGAUCAAGACUCAGGAGGGAGAGUACCCCGUGUUUUGUUGAGAGUUGUGUGGUGUUUGUUGGAUGGAUGGAUGGAUGGAUGGAUGGAUAUACCAAACACCUGACUCUGGGAUCUAUGGGGCGUACGGGGUGUAUACGGGGGUGUAUACGGGGGUGUACGAAGGGGUUGAGUGGUUGUGUGUGUGUGGUUGUGUAUAUGUGGUCAUGUACUUUGUGGUUAUGUGUGUGUGUGU
Molecule: messenger RNA, 2617 nt
Organism: Pseudovirgaria hyperparasitica
Lineage: Eukaryota; Fungi; Ascomycota; Dothideomycetes; Acrospermales; Acrospermaceae
Product: kinase-like protein
Exons: 1
Coding region: 311-2254 (647 amino acids)
Biological process (GO): protein phosphorylation
Molecular function (GO): protein kinase activity; ATP binding
Source: RefSeq, a predicted model, not a curated record